AUGGAUGCCGCAGCUGGUGAUGGCGCAUACGUGUUGCGCGACUUGAUGCGCAAUGCACCACUAUCGCCCGACGGAGAAGAAGAGCACGAUGUCUACAUAACUUGCGUCGAUGCCUGGGACGGCAACUUGUACAUUGGCACAUCGGCAGGAGAAAUCCUCCAUUUCGUCUCGAUUCCUUCCCCCGACUCGGAUCAGCCUACCUACAUCCUCGCUUCUCGCAUACAACCCGAACACUCCAACAAAUACAAUGACUCUCUACCACUCGUUGAGCAGAUCCUGCUGCUACCAUCUGUCGGAAAGGCAUGCGUCUUGUGCCAUGGGACUCUGACCUUCUACACACUACCUGAACUCAGUCCGGCUUUCGGAGGCAAGAUCAAGCAAAGCGAUUGCACAUGGGUCGGAGGGCUGGACCGCGAUUUGGAUGGAAAAGAUCUGGAUCCUGCUGAUGGCUGUAUCAUUGUCAUUUGCUUGAGGCAGAAGCUGCGAGUUAUUCGUAUCAUGGAACAGGGUUCUCCUCGCAAAAUCAGAGACAUUGAGCUUGGAAACUGUCUGGACAUACAGCGAAGAGCAGACCUCGCUUGUGUCGCCGACGGCACAUCUUAUGCCUUGCUGGACAUCGUCAAUCAACGCAAGAUCGAUCUCUUUCCCAUCUCGUCUUUCUCCGACUUGGCUUCUGGUCACAGGAUAGCCAGCGUGGGAGGUGCGCCACAGACUCCUGGUCGACAGACCCCAGACCGUCUCCAUCCCAACGACUCUCCUUUGCCAUGGCCGCAUCGUGCUGCUUCUCGUCAGGCUCUUUCUCCCAGCCCAACGAGGCCGCUUGCUAGUCCAUCGCUGGACACUGACGGCAAGAUCCUUCCUCCCACUCCUCAAGUCGAACAGCCGCCACUUCCACCUUCAGUGUUACACUCCUCGCUGAAGCCUCACAUCUCUACCCCCACACCGAACGAAUUUCUGUUGACCACUGGCACUUCUCCUGAUGAUCCUGCUGUGGGUAUGUUUGUCAACCUCGAUGGUGACGUGGUCAGAGGCACGAUUCAGUUCGAGAGCUAUCCCGACUCUAUCAUCGUCGACAGUCAAGCUUCAGAUCCUUCCAUGCCACAAAUGCCCGGAGAAAUGUCUCAGGAAGGCUAUGUGAUAGCUGUCGUAAGACGUGAGAAGGACGGCGCAGUUGAGAAGAUUGUCGAGUACCAACGUUGGGAUGUCGAUCCUGCGGACAACCAGUAUCAUAAAGACUACCUGAGUCUCCCCGAUUCUGACAUGUCAAGAGCUCAGAUGGCACUACGAGAAGCUACUACUUCGACUAAUUUGAGCCUACCAUCUGUUGGCAAAGCACUUAGUCUGCGCCGGCUCUAUCUCCAUCAAGCGACACCAGACGAGACCGCAACAGAAGUCAAGCGCAACAAUGACGAAGACAAGCUGAUUGAUCGUUUCUCCACUAUCCAGACCAAAGUUCUGCUAUUUGCAAGCGACUCUAUCUGGUGGCUUGUUCGAAAUCCUCUGGUCGUGCAGCUCGAGACACGGUUAAGUGCUGCCGUAAAUACUGCGGACGAUGCGUUUACCGUACAGCGUACUCAGGUGCAAGCUGUUAUCAACAGCAUUCGUGCUUCUCUGCUGCUGUUGAUUGAUCUUAUCCUCAAAACAAAUCAAGGCGCCAUCGCUUCUGAGACCGACAAGCGCGCGACUCACGAUGCUCUUGUAGAGGGAGAGAUAGAUCCCCGCAUCAUCUUAUCUAUCAUACCGGUCUUGUCGGAUGAGGUUGUCGAAGGUCCACAAGGCCUCUGGAUUCCUGGUGGUCUCAAGAAUGCCAUUGAUCAAUUCAAGGCCCAGUACCAUGCAGAUACCAUCAACCAAGAUCCACAAGGCUUUGGCAGUGUUGCAGAUGAGAAGCAAGUUUUUCAUACUGUGGACGCUGCGUUGUUGUCUCUGCUCCUGAUGCUCGACAGUAACACCUUCCCCGGACCAGCGAUACCAGGAUCAAUACGCGCCGAACUCAACGAUGUGGUCGACCAAGGCGUUGAGUGCUUCGAUCGUGCAGUUGAACUUCUUGAACAACACAAGCGCCUCUACGUUCUCUCUCGUCUUUAUCAAAGUCGCCGCAUGGUAGGUCAAGUUCUGUCGACCUGGCGCCGUAUACUCGAGUCAUCUGAAGACAUGGGAGGAGAGUUGAUCGACGGUGAACUCGACGUCCGCAAAUAUGUCACCAGGAUUAAAGACAUCGAACUUGUCAAAGAUUAUGGUACUUGGCUCGCGAAUCGCAACCCUUCGCUCGGUGUUCAAAUUUUUGCAGAUGAGAAUGCGAGAGUGAGGUUUACGCCUGCCGAAGCUGUUGACCUUCUGAAGGAACGCGCACCAGCUGCUGUCAAGGAUUACUUGGAACACCUCGUUUUUGGCAAGAAUCAAAAUCAAUAUGCCAACGACCUCAUAUAUUUCUAUCUCGACACCGUCACCAAGGCUAUCUCGGACCCUUCAACGUCUGCACGGGACAUACUUCUUACGAGCUAUCACACUUACCGGGCCUUGUUCCCGCCAAAGCCGACGUACAGUCAAUUCAUCCUUGACAAUAGUCUUCCAGACACAUGGUGGCAGAACCGACUUCGACUUCUUCAGCUCAUUGGUGGUUCAUCGGUUUACGAUGUGGAAGCUCUUAGCGGCAGACUAGAGCCUUACUCAGAAGUCUUCGUACCCGAGAUGAUCGUUCUCGCUGCUAGACGAGAUGAGCAUCAGAAAGCUCUAAGACUGCUCGUCCAUGGCUUAGCAGACUUCGACACCGCUGUGCGGUAUUGCCUCCUCGGUGGUAGCAGCAUCUUCCACCCUGCUUCAUCUUCGUCCACUCUUCCUUCACCAUCAAAAGAAGAACAGCAGAUUCUUUUCUCACAUCUGCUACAUUGUUAUCUUGGUCUCGAAGACAAAAACCAGAUACUCGAGAGAGUUGCAGAGCUUCUUGAGAGAUUUGGGAGCUGGUUUGAUGUUGCCGAAGUUCUGCCUUUACUCUCACCAUCAUGGCCACUCGAGCACUUUGGCACGUUCAUCGCAAGUGCCAUGGGCAGACUUGUGUCUGAAAGGAAUGAGACUGUCAUAGUAAGAGCGCUUGCUGGUGCACAGAAUCUCAGAAUCGCUGUUGAUGUGGUGGAAAAGAUUGAGAAAGAAGGGGCCACAUGGGAGAGUGUCAAGAAAGACAGUGGUGUUGCCUAG
Messenger RNA from Aureobasidium uvarum, 3195 nucleotides. NCBI's taxonomy places the organism in Eukaryota, Fungi, Ascomycota, Dothideomycetes, Dothideales, Saccotheciaceae. The record is from the annotation of a GenBank genome assembly.